ACCUUUGACAUUGGCCGUCACGUGACAAAAACACACAUUGAGAAAACUGGAUAUGGAGGGAAGCAAACGUACAAUAUCAACACGACGAAAAUGAGGAAGUAAAUAUUGAUUAAACCGAGAUAAGAUGGACGAUGGUGUAUGGAGACCAGCAAAUGACAAUUAUGGAGUCGCCAUCUGUAGCUUCAAAACUAAAAUCCAGAAGAGUCUGAGUCUGACUGUGGGAGAAACAGUCCAAAUUUUGGAGGAGUAUGGGGGACCCAAUGGCUGGUUUUAUGGAAAGUCCACAAGCAGAAAAACAGGAUGGGGAAUAUUUCCAAAGAGUUUUAUUCACAUCAAGGACUGCAUUGUAGAGGGGAAGGGAAGAUACCAGACAGUCAUUCCAAAUGAAGAUCACAUGGUCAGAGAGUUGACCUUUGGCCUCAGAGAAUGGUUUCAGUCUUGGAAGACCAAAUAUCUUAGUCAGGGAUGGAACCAGAUGUUGGAGGAUGUGGAGAGGACGAUGGCCGAGCUCGCGAUGUUACGAGGACGACUCAUCAAGGACACUCUAUCAGUGGAGCAGGCUUCCAAUCUCCGCGAGGAAAUCGCUACACUGGUGGACUGGGGCAACGGGCAGCUAGGUAUGGACCUUAUUCCACGUAAAAAUGGCAAGGAGAUGAAUCCUGACGAGUGUAGUGUGAUAGAGCUCCACAGAGUUCACUCCCAGGGGGUGGAGAAACUACGCACCAAAUCAACAAAGCGUACCAGAUUACCCACACAAUCAUGUUAUACAGAAUUGGGAAAUAUUUACAACCUCCUCGUACAUUUCCGUAGCAGUCAGUGUAAUAUAGGCGACGACUCUGUAGUUUAUUUAUCCUUAUUCAGUGCCAAAGAUGAUAAAUUUAUCAGUGAACAAUAUGAAAUUAAACUGAACAAGACGGGAUUUCCUUCAGACUUGGAGAAGUCAGACAACUUGAAUGCUCUUUUUACAGACUUAUCUCCAGAAGAUUUUAACAGAAAUUUAUUCCUUGUAGUUCGUAUAUACAGAUAUGGUCGUAUGUUACAAGACCAUAAGGAACACAAGAAGCCCCCGUCCUCCCCCUACAGAAGGCCUUUUGGGGUUGGAGUGUUCAGUGUACGAGAAAUCCAGGACCAGAUGGACUUGGUAGAUGACAAGUACGAGUGUAACAUAAAGGUUGUGAGCUGUGCUGAUGACUGCACAUUCUCGGAGUAUCACGAGACACUGAUAAAACGUUACAAUACUGCCCAGUUUGGGAGUUCCAGUCAACUUAAAGCCAGUGUGUCCAGUCCAGAGAAAACAAACUUAGGCCUCCAUUUGGCUGUGAAGAUUCUGACAGGGGACCUGAAGAAAUGUCAGACAGAACACCCCGUGCUGUUCAACAAAGGGCUGGCUGUCAUACAGAAAAUGGACUUCUCUGAUGUCAUUAAUCCAGGGGAGGUGCGUAAUGAUGUAUACCUAGAACUCCAUGAGGGAGAUUUUGACAGGGAUGGGAAGAAAGCUCAAAAGAAUGUAGAGGUCAAAAUCACAGUACUGGAUAAAGAAGGCCGACGCAUUCCUAAAUGUAUAAGUUAUGGUUGUGGAGAAAAUUUACAAGAUACAUUCCGCUCAGCUGUAUUGUACCACAGUAACGGACCAAAGUGGGGAGAAACUGUUAGGAUUUCUAUACCCAUGGAAAAAUUCCCAGGCUCUAGUGCUUUGUUUGAGAUCUCACACUGCUCAACCAAAUCCAGUAAAGCAGAGAAGAAGCUCUGUGGAUUUGCCUUCAUGAGAUUGACAGAUGAUGAAGAUAUUGUGAUCAAAGAUGCAUAUCAUACACUCUGUAUAUACAAGUGUGAAGACCCCAGUAAGAUUAAGUAUGAGAAGUACAAGACAAUGCCGUUCCUGGUGGACGAUUUUGGAGACCCCCGCCAGUCUGUGUUCAUUACGAAGUCCCUCCCAUACACCCGCAGUGCCAGGGAGACCAUCCAGGUGUCCACCAAACUGACAUCCACAAAAUUCACACAAACGUCUGAGCUACUUGGAGUUUUGAAAUGGAGAGACUGUAUGAGUGAUUUAGAAAGAAAUCUUGACAAACUGAUGAAUUUACAAGGAGGAGAAAUUAUGAAGUUUUUGUCAGACAUUCUUGAUGCUUUGUUUGAAAUGCUCCAAGCAGGCAGUCAGACCCAGUACUAUACCAAAGUGUUUCAUGCUUUAAUUUUCAUCCUGAACUUGCUGUUAGACAGCAGGUUUGAGAACUUUGUUCCAGUGUUAGACAGCUAUCUCAAAGAAACAUUCACAUCACCUCUAGUCCAUACCCAUUUGAUGUCCUUGUUCUCGGACGGCAUUCUGAGGGCAGUCAAGGGGGAGACCUUCCCAGUGGCCAUGUCACUCAAGGUCCUUGCCCCACUUGUGAGAUUUAUUGUGCGAUCUCGGGAACUUGAGACUCUAAAGUGUCAGAGUGUCAGUCAGUCAUUGAUGUACCUAUUUCUGGAUGAUGAAUCUCGCAGUGUUAUGCUGCCCUUAUGUUUGAGUCAUGUUAGGCAGUGUCUACAUCAGAAAAUGUUUCUACAGCUUGUGACGAGCACGAUCGGAGACAUACUGGACAAGUUGUUCACACUCAAACAGGAGAAGGAUAUGUCUGAUGACAUUGAAAUGUUUGCCAAAUACAUGUUUCCUGUGAUGGUGGAUACGACCUUGACCUUAAGUGAGAAGGUGGUUCCCCACUCCUUUUCUGUGACGCCCGCUAUAUCACCACAACAAGAAACGCAAGAUUUUGACUGUGAGGAUGAGGAGGUUCAGAAAAAAGGAAACAAACGCCAGGUCGACCGCGAUCGCCGCCGCACUCUGACGGGAAUUAACUUCUUUACCUCUAAACCAAGACCGCCCUCCAUCUCAAUGCAAACACCUACUCAUACAUUGAAAACUAUCGAUAGUACCCCAGUCAAAAAUUUGGAGGUGACCGAUAUCUUCAAGAAAAAAGUCCCCACAUUCUCCAUGGAAGACCUCGGGCUGAGUGGAGAAAUGAUCUCUUGUAUGGCUGAACUGUUGAGACUGAUGGACCACAGACAAUACAGUGUCAUCCUGAAACCAACAACGGUCCCACUCAGGGAGUUUUUGGGUAAAGUCCUGCUGACCUUCAGAGAGUUGAUCAAAGAGGACUUAUUCCCCCCGGGAUGGACAGUCAUGAGAAUGGUCAUCAAUAAUGCUCUAUUCACUGCGAUUGAAUACUUGUCUUCAUCGCUCAGUGAACACUUCCUGAAGAAAGAUCAAUUUGAUAUGCAGCUGUGGAGUCACUACUUUAAUCUGGCGGUAGCCUUCAUCACUCAGCCCAGUCUACAGCUGGAGCGGUACUCUGACGCCAAAAAACGCAAGAUUAUCGACCGGUACCAGGACAUGAGGAUCCUAAUGGGCCAACAGAUACAGAAUCUCUGGGAAAACCUAGGUGCCAACAGACGACAUUUUAUUCCCUCCUUGAUUGGUCCUUUCCUGAAGGUGACCUUGGUUCCGGAAGAAGAACUGAGGAAGGCCACCAUUCCAAUAUUCUUUGACAUGAUGGAAUCAGAGGUGAAAACCUGUGGAAAUUUCCAGCUGGUUGAAAAUGAGAUGAUAGAAAAAUUGGAUGAAUUUAUCACAACUGAGAACCUAGGAGACACAGAUUAUAUGGCUCUGUUCAGUACAAUAUUGUUGGAUAAAGUAGAGAAGGAACCAGAGCUGAAGGAGAAUGGCCGACAGUUUGUCCUGUCUGUCACCAACCUACUGGAGAGGCUGCUGGACUAUAGGCAAGUUUGUGGAGGGGAGGACUACAAGAGCAGUCACAUGAAAUGUACCUUCAAUAUACUGAAUUUUUACAAGGACAACACAAACAAAGAAGAGAUGUACAUUCGGUACAUUAAGAAGCUGUAUGACCUUCACCUUGCUGCUCAGAAUUACGUGGAGGCGGGGCUGACCCUGAAGUUGUACGCCCAACUGUUACAGUGGAGGGACACGAUGAGGAAGGAGGAGCUAGACUACCCCAACCAACCGGAGUGGGAGAGAAAGGAGAGGGUCUACCUCCAAAUCAUGGACUGCUUCGACAAGGGCAAGGUUUGGGAGUAUGGUAUUCCUUUGUGUAAAGAGUUGGCAGAGGUCUACGAGAAAAAGUUUGAUUACAGGAAGCUGAGUAAUGUUCUGGCAAGUACACUUCCAGGUCAAAGACAGGCAAGGUUUUUCAGUAACAUACUGGAUGGGGUCAAAGUUCAGGAGGAGGGGCAGGACCGACCUGUCUUCUACCCCCGACAAGAACCGACCUACUUCAGAGUGGCGUACUACGGACAACUCUUCCCACUCUUUGUCAGAAACAAAGUGUUUAUCUACAGAGGGGAUGAGUGUUUGAAACUACAGGACAUAAUAAAUCAGCUGAAACAAGAGUACCCCAUGGCUACCAUCCUACAGUUCACCAACACUAUAGACGAGGACAAGAAGCAGGGGGAAGCUCAAUACAUACAGAUUGGUAGUGUGAAGCCGCGGCCAGAAGACAAGCCAGAGUUUGUAUACAACACCAAUGUGGCUCCUGAGAUUAAGAAUUUCUACGCUGUUAAUGAUGUCAGUACAUUCCAGUUUGACAGAUCUUUCCACAGAGGAGAAAGGGAUCCAAAUAAUGAAUUUAAGACCCUGUGUACAGAGAGAAUGGUGAUGCACACAAACUACUGUUUCCCUGGGAUUUUACAGUGGUACGAAGUGAUUAGAACUGAACAUGUGACUCUUAGCCCCGUGUGUACUGCUAAUGAGGCUGUCAAAUCAGCCUGUAAAGAACUGCAGAAAGAGAUUGAUAAAACUAAAAAAGACUCCUCUAUUGAUGCUAUCAAAUCUCUCUCAAUGAAAUUAAAUGGAAUGAUUAGUGCUUCUGUUCAAGGUGGAAUUCCUAAAUAUCAGGAGGCUUUCUUUACACCGGAGUACGAGAGACUUCACCCUGAGGAGAGGGACAGGAUCCGCGAGUUGAAGGAGCUACUAAAUGAGCAGGUCAAACUGCUGGAUGCGGGUCUCCAUCUGAUGAAGACUAUGGACCGGGUCCACGGGACGGGACUGUCUGACAUGCUGAGGUCACUCAGCGAGAUCCUGAAGGAGAUCAAGGAGAGUCUGGGCAUGCAGUCAGCCUCCGUACACAGGACCUCAUCUCAUCUCUCUAUGACUUCCGUCAGGGAGUUUAAACCGCGACCGGACUCUGGAGUAGACAGUAUGCUGGUAGAGAUGAGGCCGGGAACCCCAGGAAGUGGGUCCCUCCACUCCUCUAGCAGUAAUCGAUCGUCAGGUUACUCGGCUGAUGCAGUGUCAGGAGAUCUGGUUGACCUGUCUGAACCAGAACCAGUUCCAGCACCUGAGAAUUUCACACUACUUGACCUCUCACAACUCAAGGGAGUGAACUCCAACAGCAAGCCAAAGAGGCCAUUGUCACUGAUACAUUCGUUCAGACCAGACAAGGCACAUAGAGAUCGCUCCAAAUCCGUCUGGUAUGGUUCAGGAUCUACAAACAGUUUGCUUCCUGAGAAAUCAAAGUUUGGCUCAGAUCCAGAUAUUGCACACCGUCCUUCUUAUAGAAAUCAAGAACAUGCCUUUCCAGUAAUCAGUAACAUCCCAGGUCUCCCAGUUAAACAUCAGCUCACAGAAGAAACCAUACCCGAGAAACCAGAACCCCCUCCAAAAAAGAAACAACCUAAACCAACACAGGAAUUGGUCGGCUCCAGUUUUAGUGCUUCCUCAACCCCCGUCCCCCCAUUACCCCCUCGUAAACCCUCCCUCAUACGACAGACUAAUGGACACCCUCGUGUCUCAGUGUUUGAGAAUGUGGGGUCCUCCAGAAGUGAGGACGCCCCUCCUCCUAUUCCUCAAAGGACCUCAGUACGUGUGCCAAAACCUAUUCCUCGCUCAACUGUUACACGGCAGGACGAAAACAGCCAUCUCUAGGGAUACAACACACUGUCUCCUGUACUUUCCCAGUACAUGAGAAUCCCUUCGGAGGAGAUCUCCCAGUGUCCUGCAGGGAUCACAGUUAUCCCUUGUGGCUGUUCGAGGACCAAUGAAACAAGUGCUAAUAUCUGGAGUCAAUUAUAACUAUGAUUGAUGUGCUAUUUGUUGAAUUCUGUAUUUUCCUUUUUUGUCAGCAUGAUCGGGAAUAAUAAGGGUGCCUAUUGUUAUUGAUCUGUACUGUGAAGUGAUUCUUAGUGUCUGUGGGAAGCUCCGCAUACUGAGAUUCCUGUAAAUGUGAAGUGAUUCUUGGUUUCCUGGGUAGCUCCACUGCCAGUAACUUGUUAUAGGUGGUCUCCCUUGGCAUAAGGCUGUGAUAUCUAGACACAAUACCUGUGUUUAAUACAUCAUUUCAUUUUCUUUAAAUUAAUUUUUGUAGGACAGCUAUUUCAGGAUCAUGUUUUAUUUUACAUGUCACCCGACAUCAGAGAAUGAUAUUUUGUUGUUUCUAUGUUAAUUUUUUUUUCAAGAAUUUUAUUUUUAUUAAUGUAUCAGGAUGAAUAAAUUUGUUUCAUUUGUAACUUUUACAUUUCACAUUACUCAGAACGUUUGUAUAUCAAAGGGUACAAUCCUUUCAGAAAGAAAUCUCAUCACAGAGCUCACGUUAUGUAACAUAUUCUUUACAUAGUCGUCUAUUUCUGUAGAGAAUAAUUUAUAACUUUCAUUUUACUCUUUUUAAUGUCUAGAGAAUAUGUCAGUAUUGACAUUGUUAUGUGCAUAAUUUAUGUAAAUAAACGUG
Molecule: messenger RNA, 6716 nt
Organism: Saccostrea cuccullata (small rock oyster)
Lineage: Eukaryota; Metazoa; Mollusca; Bivalvia; Ostreida; Ostreidae
Product: dedicator of cytokinesis protein 3-like
Exons: 53
Coding region: 125-5917 (1930 amino acids)
Biological process (GO): small GTPase-mediated signal transduction
Cellular component (GO): plasma membrane; cytoplasm
Molecular function (GO): guanyl-nucleotide exchange factor activity; small GTPase binding
Source: RefSeq, a predicted model, not a curated record